AUGUCUCAACAGAAAUCUUCACAGUCGGGGCUUCGGACAGUAACACGGGACUUCUCGUCCAGCACAAAGGCUAAGGACGAGCCGAUAUCAUGGCCGAAGACAAACGAGCCCAGGGGGCAGCGUUUUAAGGAUAUUGAAGCUGGUAUUUCGCAACGAGAAGUUUCUAUCCCACCGCAGAGCAAUGAGAAUGAGAAUGUUGCACCUACGCAUAUAGUCAGUGGUAGUAAACGACUUCUUGAAAUAGCUCUGGAAGAUCUUCAAGCCCCGAAGAAACGUCAGCUGCCUCCCAAUUGGCAGGAAGAUCCCCCCACGAGGUCCCCUUAUUUUUCAAAUGCAUCGUACGCGAAAAAUCCAAAGGCUCUCUCGCAGACACGGGCCGAACCAAUCACUUUGGCAAACGUGACUUCUAACACCGCAUCCAAGAUAGUUCUCAGUCAAGAACAGACCCAGAUUCUUCAACUUGUAGAACAGGGGAAAAGCUUGUUCUACACGGGUAGUGCUGGUACUGGGAAGUCGGUUCUCCUCCGGGAGAUCAUAAAGAGUCUUCAAAAGCGCUACUGCAAGUCACCGGAUGCAGUUGCUAUAACGGCUUCGACUGGUAUGUGUGCGUUCCAUGCAAGUAAAGUUUUUCCAUUAAUCCACUCGAAAUGUAGGCAUCGCUGCAUGCAACAUAGGCGGAGUAACCAUCCACUCUUUUUCAGGAAUUGGCAUCGGAGAGGGUUCCGCAGAGGAUCUUUCUGUCAAAGUUCGGAAGAACAGGAAAGCUACUUCGCGGUGGAUACGCACUAA
This is a messenger RNA of Pisolithus orientalis, 789 nucleotides long. RefSeq lists its product as uncharacterized. Gene Ontology annotation, biological process: DNA repair; telomere maintenance. The transcript has 2 exons. Gene Ontology annotation, molecular function: DNA helicase activity. The record is from RefSeq and is a predicted model, not a curated record. Lineage: Eukaryota; Fungi; Basidiomycota; Agaricomycetes; Boletales; Pisolithaceae. Bases 1 to 789 code for a protein of 262 amino acids.